AUGGGCACAAAACAACUUAAUGUCAUCCAAAGGGGCAUCGCUCAAAAACUUUGUAAGGCAUAUCGCACGGUCUCCCUGAACUCGGCACUGUUAAUGGCUGGGAUAUUCCCUUUGGAUCUCCGAGUUCGAGAGGCAGCCUCUCUAUAUGAGGCCAAGAAGGGAGUAUGCCAGUCAUGGCUUGGGGACAGGGAGAUCGAGCGAAUGUCAUCAGCAAUGAACGCCCCUCAUCCCGCAGAGCAACUGAGUCUGGAGUUUGGCAAUCUGGUAGACGAGGAACAAUAUAACACCCUCAACCACCUUGAUGUGAGAAUCUUCACGGAUGGGAGCAAGAUUGAGGGCCGAGUUGGGGCCGCUUUAUCCAUUUGGGAUGGUGAGGCCGAAAUAUGGUCCCACAAGCUUGCUCUCGCACCCUAUUGCACCGUUUAUCAGGCCGAACUUUUGGCUCUAAAUUAUGCAGUCAAAGAAGCCCAGCUCCGAAACGGGUCUACUUUUGGAGUCUUUAGCGACAGCAAAGCGGCAUUCCUCACAGUCACUAAUCACGGUUCCCUCCAUCCACUAGCCGUAGACACCAGAAACAUGCUGAAACAAUGCACAUUGCAAAAUAAGACCGUUGCCCUAUAUUGGAUAAAAUCACACGCGGGGUUGGAGGGAAACGAGCGAGCAGAUCAACUUGCUAAGGAAGCCGCUCUGCUGUCGAAAAUGACAGACAGGCAGAACAUUACGACCUGUGUCCCGUUUCAUACGUCAAGCGAAUUAUCCGGGGUGGUUCGCUUGACGAAUGGAACAGGCGAUACCGGGAUAGUGACAGAGCACCAGUUACCAAGCUAUUUUUUCCGGAUGCAGUAG
Messenger RNA from Bombyx mori (domestic silkworm), 846 nucleotides. RefSeq lists its product as uncharacterized. Gene Ontology annotation, biological process: DNA replication, removal of RNA primer. Bases 1 to 846 code for a protein of 281 amino acids. Gene Ontology annotation, molecular function: nucleic acid binding; RNA-DNA hybrid ribonuclease activity. The transcript has a single exon. The record is from RefSeq and is a predicted model, not a curated record. Lineage: Eukaryota; Metazoa; Arthropoda; Insecta; Lepidoptera; Bombycidae.